AUGGCAAGCCUUGUUCGCGACUCAACAUUGGGAAACAUCAUACGAAUGGUAACUAGGAAUCGAUUCCUGAUAUACCCCGAAGAAUUAGAUGGCUUUGAACUCCGCCCUGAGCAAUUCCAGACCUCAGGUGAUGCUGAGAAAACAAAGCUACAAGCCGACUUAGAAAAAGGAAUCCUCGUCUCCCCAGAAGAUGAUCAAGGGCUAUCCGAAUCAGAUGCAUCAAACGAUGGCUACGAUAUUAUUGUUGGCUGGUAUGGAUCAGAUGAUCCUGAAAAUCCUCUCAAUUGGUCGUCUGUUAAAAAGACAUGGGUGACUUUGUUGAUAUCUGUUUAUUCGUUUAUCGUAUACUGUGGCUCCUCUGUCUUUGUCCCCAGUUAUGAGUUUAUGAUGUUCAGAUACGGAGUUUCAGAGGAAGUUGUUUCGCUUACCUUGGCAGUAUACGUCGUAGGAUAUGCUACUGGUCCAAUGGGCUUUUCACCUUUGAGUGAGAUUGCAAUUAUUGGUCGCAACCCUCCUUAUGUCUUCUCUUUUCUGCUCUUCGUUAUUGUCUCUAUUAUUCUCCCCUUCAUUGACAACUUUCCAGCUAUAGUUAUCCUACGAUUUUUUCAAGGAUUCUUUGGCAGUCCGUGUCUAGCUAGUGGUGGAGCUUCCAUUCAAGAUAUUUUUUCUUGGUCUGCGGCCCCCUACGGGUUCAUAUACUGGGUCGGUGGUUUCUACUGUGGCCCAGCAGUCGGGCCACUCCUAGCAGCGUACGCCGUUGCCACCAAUUGGCGCUGGCCAUUAUGGGAAAUUCUCAUUAUGUCGGCCCCAUUCCUGUUUAUUUUAAUUUCGCUGUUGCCCGAAACGUCUCAUGCAACUAUUCUGCUUCAUCGUGCCCAGCGCUUGCGUCGAAUUACUGGCAACUCAGGCAUAUAUGCCCCGAGUGAAAUGAAGAAUCUAAAUUUUAAAACCAUUCUUAUCGACGCACUAAUCAAACCCACCGAGAUUGCCAUCAAAGACCCUGCAGUGGCGUAUAUCUGUGUCUAUACCUCUAUGGUCUACGCUAUCUACUACUCGUUUUUUGAGGCUUUCCCAAUUGCUUACAGUGAGGCAUACAACAUGUCGCAGCAAGCUAUAAGUCUUCUAUUCCUUGCUAUCAUUAUUGGAUGCGUGAUAGGAGCCUGUCUCUAUGGUUCUUAUCUCAAGUACUCGUGGUUCCCGUACUAUAGGAGCCACCCUCCAACACAGGAAUCUCGCCUCAUCGCCGCAAUCCCUGCCUCGAUAACACUUACUAUCGGCCUCUUCUUAUUCGCGUGGACAGUCCGAAGUUCUAUCAACUGGGUUGUCCCAACUAUUGGCAUUGUCCUCUAUGCAGGGUCAUCGUUCGUUGUUUUCCAAACAGUCAUUUGCUACAUCCCACUGUCUUAUCCUACGUAUGUGGCAUCCCUGUUUGCCGCAAGCGACUUCACGCGUGGCAUAACAGCUGCCGGCUUUGUCAUGUUUUCGCGAUAUAUGUUUGUUCAUUUGGGUAUUGGGAAAGGUGUUACAGUUCUGGCUGGGUUGUCCGUACUCGGGAUCAUCGGAAUGGUUUUUCUCUGCCACUAUGGUGCCAACCUCCGAGCACGAAGCAAGUUUGCGGCAUCCUAG
Molecule: messenger RNA, 1626 nt
Organism: Talaromyces atroroseus
Lineage: Eukaryota; Fungi; Ascomycota; Eurotiomycetes; Eurotiales; Trichocomaceae
Exons: 3
Coding region: 1-1626 (541 amino acids)
Biological process (GO): xenobiotic detoxification by transmembrane export across the plasma membrane
Molecular function (GO): fluconazole transmembrane transporter activity
Source: RefSeq, a predicted model, not a curated record